Molecule: messenger RNA, 2067 nt
Organism: Malassezia pachydermatis
Lineage: Eukaryota; Fungi; Basidiomycota; Malasseziomycetes; Malasseziales; Malasseziaceae
Product: oligomeric complex cog6
Exons: 3
Coding region: 1-2067 (688 amino acids)
Biological process (GO): intra-Golgi vesicle-mediated transport
Cellular component (GO): COG complex
Source: RefSeq, a predicted model, not a curated record
AUGGCCUCGGCAGCGUCGGCUCCUGUGCCGCGGGUCUCGGCGCGUGUACGUGCGAUGCUGGCCGCGCCGCCUGUGCCGGAGGACGUACAAACUGCCUUGCAAACCAUGCAGAUGAUGUAUGAGGAAGAUCGUUUGCCUGCCGUCUCGUCUCUGCCAUCGCGACUUCGGCGUGAUAGGCAACGGUACAGCAAUGCAGCGACGCACCGCUUCUGUGAUGCCCUGGCUGCAGUGGAUGCGGCAUGUGAGACCGUGCAAGCUGAUACGCAAUCAGCUCUUGACCGCAUUACGGCGACGUAUGAGCACAUGUCACGCGUGUCGCUAGCAUCUCGCGUUUUGGGCGAGCAGGCAGACUCGUUGCGAACGCAAAUUGCGGCCACACGAGCCCACCAGGCACUGGCAGAGCAGGUGCUUGCGCGCCUCACACUCACGCCUGAUGAAGCUCAGUGCCUGACGGAGGCUGAGGCUCCCAUUGAUGCGGCGUUCUUUGCCGCAAUGGAUCGAAUUCCCACGAUCCUUGAAUCGUCCAUGUUGCUUGUCGAUGCAUGCGUUCCCGACGACCCGUCUGCCCUUACAUCGAGUACGAUCCCCGAGGAGGCGCAGCUGACUAAGGACCUCCGUGAGCGGGCGACGCAGCUGCAGCAGCAAGGGCUUUCACGCUUGGCACGUUGGUGCUCCUCCGAGCUUCGGCAACGUCCAUUGGACGGUGCACAUGUGAGUGAGACACUUCGGGAAGCGCUGCGUCGGCUGGCCAGUGACGAAGAUCGGUUUGAGUACGUACCUGACUUGCUGACCCCCAGCGCGACCAUGACAGCGUUUGCAGAGACACGCGCCGGACGCUGGCCUGAUGCGUUCCGAGAUGCGCUGACACACGGUGCGCAGUCGCGGCCUAUCGAUAUGCACGCCCAUGAUGCCGUGCGGUACGUGUCGGAUAUGCUGGCAUGGAUCCACCAGGCUCUCGCGACCGAGCGCGAUAUGCUGACCUCACUCUUCCCGACGACCGAGGCAGCGCAGCGCCGUAUUGGCGCGCCGCAUAUGGAUGAUAUGGAGGCGUCCGUAGGCGCUUCUCUGGCCAAAUGGCACCGCCGCAUACUGGAGCGCAGCUUGGCCGGGUGUGCGUCGCCGUUGCAGCAGCGUGUCCAGCAGACACUGAGCACGGAACGUACGCCUUUGAUCCUUCUCCGACUGUACCUUGUCCUGCGUUUCUACCGCGUGACAAUGGAACAUACCGUCGGCGUAGCCUCGCCUCUUUGUGGGGCUUUGGACGAGCUUUUGUUACUGGCCGAUGCCGCUCUCGUACAUGCAUUGCAGCAAGUUUGCUGGCCUCUCCGAUCGGCCCCAACGCUUACUCGUGUGCCAGACGCGUACCCCACCGCCCUCGAUACGCUACGAACACUGCUCGAGGCAUGUGGACGUGCUGACGAGGAAGCUACGUCUAUGUACACUCGGAUCACACAGCAGCUUAUCGAGCCGCUGCAUCACCUCGUUGCCUCCUCACCUACGUCUACACCAGCGCCCGCCCCCACCUCGUCGUGGCUUCGUCCCCGACUGCUGUUCGGUGCGCCGACGCAGCCGAGCGUACAGCCUUGGGACGUGUACACCACGCAGCUGGAAGCAUGGCUUCCUCUCGCUCACAUCCUCGCACCGUACCAGACGCAUGUCCAGGGUCAGUACGAAGCGAUUCAGCGCGAUGCACUGGAUGCGGCACAGCAUUUGCUUGCCCUGCAUACUGACGAGCUUGUAAAGGCGUCGGGCCUAGCGACGCUCACUGGGCCUGAGCCGCCUCUUGAGGCAUUUGCACGCACAUGGGCUGCCUUCUGUGCAUCGACGCAGCUGCUCCUCGCGCCACGGAGCCUAGAUCGCGUGCCUGAAGCGUCGCUACGUCGGGCGAUUCAUCGCGCGGCGUUGCUGCAUGUGGCACAGACGUAUACCCAGGCCAAGACGCAAUGGCCCACGCUCCCGACGACAUCUGACGACGUCUAUACUGUACUGGAUGUGAUGGAUAUCAAGACGCAGCGCCCGUCUGACGUAGUCCAACAAGUUCUCACGUCUACGGACCAAAGUACAUAG